GGGCAGCAGCGCCCCGCAGUGAGCCCUUUGUGUGUCAGUGUUUACAAGCGGAGCGUGACGUUCAGGGACUAGAAUACGUCUCCAUUGCACCUUGCAAACGUCCCAGAAUGCAGUCCCUGAGAGCCUUCCUCAGCGAGAGACUCACCGCGGCGGCGGAGGAGAUAUUCGGAGCCGUCGAAAACACAAUAGCCGAGUACAAAGAGGAGAUUUCCCGGGCCAAAGAUUUAGAAAUCAGUCGUCUCAGGACGCAGCUGAGGCUUCUCAAGUCAGAGCCCCGGCUGGAGAGAUGCCUCGGUGUCCAGCUGCAGCAGCUCAACCAUCACCACCACCCUCCUCCACCACCACCUCCUCCUCCUCCUCCCCAGCAGCAGCUCCAUCCGGCAGUGCCUUCGGCGGAGCCUCCCGAGUCGCAGCCCUGCGAGGAGGACGGGAGCUCCAGCAUGGAUCAGGAGCACCCAGAGCCCCCACAGGUGAAGAAGGAGCAGCAGUUCAAGGCGCACCGGGAUUUCUGGCACGGCCACGACGCGGAGGAGCAGCUCGACAGCCUCGAAUCCGACAUCAAAGACUUCAUCCUGUCUCCUGCCAGCCCGAGGAGCAGCCUGCAGGAGCCCGCGUUGCUCUUCCAGCCGUACCACGCGAGCCACCACGGCGAGGAGGGCAAAGAGAAACCCUACUGCUGCUCCGUGUGCGAGAAGCGCUUCAGCAACUGCUCCCACCUCGCGGCGCACAUCAGGACGCACACGGGCGAGAGGCCGUACAGGUGUGACAUAUGCAGGAAGACGUUCAUCACAACGAGCGCCCUCAACAGGCACCAGACGAUCCACACGGAGGGGAAGCAGUUUGUCUGCAAUUAUUGUGGCAAAUCCUUCAAGUGGAUGGAGUCUCUAGGCAGACACGUUAGAAGCUUGCAUAAGAGGGACAACAUGCUCGUAUGACCCUCUUUGAAAGCACGCUGAUGUCCACCGUAUUGGUCUUGUUGUUACUGUGUGGUAGACAGAGCAAAGAAUGUUUUGUUUUAUAUACUUUGUAGUAAAUUAUAUUGUGCAUGGACCUCAUUAAGCCUUGAAAGCCAGUAAAACAUGUGCAAACAAAGUGAAGAAAUUGAUUGAAAGGGAUAGCUUUUUAUAAAUGUUAUGGUGAAUGUUUUCUUUCAGAAUAAAAUGGAACUGCUGGCAUUU
Molecule: messenger RNA, 1178 nt
Organism: Gasterosteus aculeatus aculeatus (three-spined stickleback)
Lineage: Eukaryota; Metazoa; Chordata; Actinopteri; Perciformes; Gasterosteidae
Biological process (GO): regulation of transcription by RNA polymerase II
Molecular function (GO): DNA-binding transcription factor activity, RNA polymerase II-specific; RNA polymerase II cis-regulatory region sequence-specific DNA binding
Source: RefSeq, a predicted model, not a curated record